Gaeumannomyces tritici R3-111a-1 is the source of this 324-nucleotide messenger RNA. RefSeq lists its product as hypothetical. The transcript is spliced from 2 exons. The annotation marks the transcript as partial. NCBI's taxonomy places the organism in Eukaryota, Fungi, Ascomycota, Sordariomycetes, Magnaporthales, Magnaporthaceae. The record is from RefSeq and is a predicted model, not a curated record.
CGAUUUAAAUUUACGUUAAAAAACGACAAAGAUUUUAAUUACGAAAUUGUUGUUAACGUUUAUUAUUUGGGCAACAAACCGGUUUUUUAUAUAAUUAAUAAAAGCACAAAAUUUAAUAUUGCAGCAAUUUUAAAAAACCUAUUUGCAAAAAAAACUUGGGAAAUUUUAAAACGUUGCUGGAUAAAUGUUUAUUUAAAGCCUUUAAACGUAAUUACUUACAACGCGGGAACCCACUUUUUAAAAAGCGCGCAUAGUAUAUUACGCAAAGCGCAUUUAAUUAUAAAAGCCAAAUGCCCCGAUUUUGCGCUAAAAUUACAAUUUUAA